UCUCUUAUUGGCUAGCGGCGAAAUUUGAAAUGUAACGCGCUCAGAGGAGCUGUGUGUAUAAGGAUGUAGUUGGAAAGUCGCUGUUAUUAAAAGACAACAAACCCCACCAGAUAGUUAAACUAUCUCCGGAAGGCUUUACAGAACAAACAUUUAACAGAGGAACAAAGGCUUUCUGUUGUCUGAAGGCCUUUUGUAGGACACCAUCAUGGAGACCAUGCUGAGCCUCCAGAGCUUACACGAUAAGCUGAGGACACAAGUUGACAUUCUCAGUGAAAACAUUGAACCCAACUUUAUUCAGAUGGUACAAAACUUUGAAGACUGCCGUCACAAAUGGCUGAGGACUGAGCAGGAGCUGGGAUCUUGCAAGGAGAUGCUAACAAAAGCAGAAAUGGAGAGGGGAUCCUUGGAUGUCAAACUGAAACAUGCCCGGAACCAGGUAGACGUGGAGAUCCGGCGCAGGCAAAAGGCUGAGGCUGACUGUGAGAUACUGGAACGUCAAAUUCAGUUGAUCCGAGAUCUGUUGACCAGUGAGGGAUCCACCAACAGCAUCCAGCUGAGUGCAGAACAGCGCUCUGCUCUGGCCUUCCUCAACACAAACACCCAGGGGACAGCCAAUCAGAACACCAGCCGAAGACUGGUGACAAUAGAUGAGUCUGCCUCCAUCUUGUCAGAUAUCAGCUUUGACAAAACAGAUGACUCUCUUGACUGGGACUCCUCCACGGUGCGGACGGUGCGGCUCAAGAAGCGAGAAAAAAGGCGCUCCUCGAGAAACCUCAUCGACGGUCCUCCAGUUCUCUCCAAAAGAUCCCGCUCAACUGGCAGAACAUCAGAGAGGGGAAACGAGGCUCUUGGCACAAAGACAACAGUGACUGUCGCUGCAAACGGAGGACCUGUGGAUUCCUUUUCUAUUGAGACUGUUCCUUACUGGACUCGCAGCAGGAGAAAGACUGCUGCCAUGGAGUGGGGUUCUGGCUCUGUCGGAUCUGAGGAUGCUCUCAAGCCACCCGAUAAUCCUGAAAAAGAGGUGAGGCCUGAGCCGAGCACUCCUCAGGGCAAAGGAGGCGUCCGUCUGCACGAGUUUGUCUCCAAAACUGUAAUUAAGCCCGAGUCUUGCGUGCCGUGUGGGAAGAGGAUAAAGUUUGGCAAGAUUUCACUGAAGUGUCGUGACUGCAGGGUGGUGUCUCACCCCGAGUGUCGCGAUCGAUGCCCCUUGCCCUGCAUCCCCAACCUGGGUGGAACGCCAGUCAAAAUCGGGGAGGGCGUCCUUGCUGACUACGUCUCCGACGCCUCACCGAUGAUUCCUCCCCUGGUUGUCCACUGUGUGAACGAGAUAGAACAAAGGGGUCUGCAUGAGGCUGGUUUGUACCGCCUGUCGGGUGCCGAUCGCACCAUCAAGGAUCUGAAGGAAAAAUUCCUCCGCAGCAAAACCGUCCCCGUCCUCAGUAAGGUGGACGAUGUCCACGCCAUCACUGGUCUCCUCAAGGACUUCCUGAGGAAUCUGAAGGAGCCUCUUCUGACCUUCCGUCUGAACCGAGCCUUCAUGGAUGCAGCUGAGGUUUCAGAUGACGACAACAGCAAAGCACAGAUGUACCAGACCAUCAGCAACCUGCCACAGCCCAACAGAGACACGCUGGCCUUCCUGGUGCUGCACCUGAAAAAAGUGGCUGAAAGUCUGGAGACUAAGAUGGACAUCAGCAAUCUGGCCCGAGUCUUCGGUCCGACUAUUGUUGGUCAUGCAGUUUCCAACCCGGACCCGAUGACCAUCCUGCAGGACACCAAACGCCAGCCUCUGGUUGUGGAGCGUCUCUUGGGUCUGCCGGUGGAGUACUGGGCCCAGUUUGUCUUUGCAGAAAACGUGCCGCUGAACAUGGACCAUCUGAUCAUCGAGAAUGCCAACUGCUACGCCACUCCAGAGGGCGUAAGCAUGCUGGGACCUCUGACCACUCCAGAGCACCAGCUGUGCAAGACUCCGUCCUCCAGCUCUUUAUCUCAGCGUGUAAAGUCCACUCUGACCCCCAGAUUUGGAAGCAAAAGCAAAUCCGCUGUUGGAUUUUCUCACCAAGGAAAGUUCUUUGCUUCGCCUCUGCUGAAGUAAUGCAACCCAGCAACGCACUAGAGUCCUUUAUUCGCACAGAAUCAACAUUCAUGUGCAGAUAAUGAUUUAAUGUAGAUAGUUCUCUCUAAAGCUGUGUUUUAACUAAAUAGUUGUCUUUUCCAUGCACACCUGUCGUUGGCUAAAGCUUUUACUGAACACGUUUCAGAUCCUUCAUGAGAAUGUUCUGGUUUUGUAAAGUGUCGUCCUCAGAGUUCUUAGCUCAUGUGUCACUCAGAAGUGGAAGAACUGAUUGUUUGGCAUUUUAUUCCGAAUGUGUGAUUAUUUCAUUAUCUCAUUCUUGAGUUUGCAUUUCAUUUCAUACAGUGCUUGUAUUUAAUUGGGAGUGUCCUGAAAAGCCAGUGGUUUAAAUGUGAGUCUUCUCCAGACCUCAGCUACACGGUGGGCCUUUUUCUAUAAACCUGUAACAGUUGGACGUGCUUUAAAACAAGUUUUUAUUUUUUUGUCUCGAGGAAAGCAUGAAAGAUUGUGCUGCCAGUACUCAUCAGGGGCUCCAACUUGCCUCUGCAAGGCCAAAUCCCCCCAGAUAAAUGUUGAUCUUUGUAACGUUUACGCUGUUAGGUCACUUUUGAGCAGUCCUAUAAAAAGGCAAUUGUUUGUAAUAUUAGCCAGUUCAGACACCAUGGCAUUAUUUAUGUGGCACAUUUUUUACCCAAGUAUGUUAUAAAAUACAUGUCUGCAUUAAAAAUCGUCUUUUUUUUUUCUUAAA
Molecule: messenger RNA, 2822 nt
Organism: Nothobranchius furzeri (turquoise killifish)
Lineage: Eukaryota; Metazoa; Chordata; Actinopteri; Cyprinodontiformes; Nothobranchiidae
Gene: racgap1
Product: Rac GTPase activating protein 1
Biological process (GO): mitotic spindle midzone assembly; mitotic cytokinesis; Rho protein signal transduction
Cellular component (GO): cleavage furrow; nucleus; centralspindlin complex
Molecular function (GO): GTPase activator activity
Source: RefSeq, a predicted model, not a curated record